This is a messenger RNA of Lycium barbarum (goji berry), 1742 nucleotides long. RefSeq names its product cytochrome b561 and DOMON domain-containing protein At3g61750-like. The record is from RefSeq and is a predicted model, not a curated record. The transcript is spliced from 5 exons. Bases 150 to 1310 code for a protein of 386 amino acids. NCBI's taxonomy places the organism in Eukaryota, Viridiplantae, Streptophyta, Magnoliopsida, Solanales, Solanaceae.
CCCCAUCUUCAAUCACUCGUCCUUCAACUCCAAGAAAACAUUUUUUUUUUCACCUAAACCUCUCUACCAAUACUUCAUUUCCUCAUUAUCUUUUGUUCACUAUAGCCCAAACUUUCCCUGUUUUGAAGUUUUGAUAUUCUUAGGAAAACAUGGCUAUGGUUUCAAGAUUCCUGGUGAUGUCAUUGUUUAUCAUGUUAAACUUUUUGGAAAGAGAUGAUAAACGGAUGGUAAUGGCGGUUGAUGAAGAUGCUAAAGCACUUUGUAGUGUAAAUCUUGCACAAGUUCUUCCUCCUCCUUAUGGUGGUUUGGAAAAUGUGGUCUGUCGACCUGUUUGGAAUUCUUUCCUGCUACGUUACUCACAGACUAAAGACAACGUUGUCACAAUUGUAUUAUCAACUGUGUACACAACUGGAUGGGUUGGAAUGGGAUUCUCGCGAGAUGGAAAAAUGAUCAAUUCGAGCUGUAUGGUUGGUUGGGUGAAUCCUUCAGGACAGGGAAAAAUCAAACAAUAUUAUGUUGAGGGCUUAACACCCUCAAAAAUUAAACCAGAGAAAGGCGAGCUGCCACUGACAAGCGUUCCACCCCUCAUUUAUCUUCAAGGCGCCACGAUAUACUUGGCCUUCCAGUUGAAGUAUCCGAAUCGUCUCAAAAACCAACCGAUCUUACUUGCAUUUGCAACCAAAUAUCCUCAUCACCACCACCUUACUGUACAUGAUGACAAAACAACCAUACUGUUCGACUUCUCUUCAGGUACUUCAUUUGAUGUUUCGACUGGACUUAAUGACUACACUAGCUCGAAAAAGACUCAUGGAGUAUUGGGUAUAUUGGGAUGGGGACUAUUCUCUCCCCUUGGAGCGAUUUUUGCGAGAUACUUAAAGAGCCAAAAAUCAUGGUAUUACUUUCACGUAUCUGCUCAGUUCAUAGGAUUCAUAUUAGGACUCGCAGGAGUGGUUCUUGGAGUUCAACUCCACAACAAGCUGCAGGUCCAUAUUCCUGCACAUCAAGGCGUUGGCAUUCUCAUUCUUGUGCUUAGCAUUCUUCAGGUGUUGGCAUUCUUUCUACGGCCAGAUAGAGACAGCAAAUACCGCAAGUUAUGGAAUUUGUAUCAUGGUUGGGUGGGGAGGAUUGCCCUCUUCUUUGCAGCUGUGAACAUAGUAUUGGGAAUGCAUUAUGCAGGUGCAGGACAAAGCUGGAAAAUAGGUUACGGAUUCCUUCUUGGUUCAGUAAUGCUGGUGUGUAUCGUUCUUGAAACGCUGUUGAGGCUGAAGAAGCUGGAUGAGCCAACAUCCUAUCCCAUGAAUUCAACUUAGAAGGAUAUCAAAGUAUAAAUGGUGAACGAGAUUGAUGCUAGAUUUUGCUUGCCAAAUCAUUUUUGGAUCAAGUUUCUUCCACUACUAGAGUUCUCCUUGCUGAACUCUCCGUAAAUAUGUUUUCAUCGAUGAAUUUAGACUCGAGAUGUGCUUCCUAGAAGAUUUUCCACGUUGCGUCCAAGGAUCAAAGCUAAUUCCCAGAACUGUGAUCAUAUACCUUUUUAGUUCUGUCAAAUUUUCAUUAUGAACAAGAAAGAAGUGAACCUUCCCUUUUGUAUUUUACUUUCAGUGCCCUUGAAGGGUUAAAUGUAAUGACAAUUUUGUUUGGAGUGAAUAGUGGUUUGUGGAGAUUAAAUGCAAAGCUGUAUGAAAUGAUCCAUGUGUAUUUUUCCUUGUUACUCGUCAGAGUUGUUACAUAAGACUUCAUGUUUA